AUGACGAGAUUCUCUGUAGAUAUAUGGUCUGACUGCUGGUAUCUACACGAGCUCCAACAGUUGGAACUGGAUCGUUGGCAACGCCACCAUCAGAAACGUCCAGCUCUGGUAUUACAUAUCAGACGAUUAUCUGAAUUUCUAUUCGAGUCCUCCGAAUUUCGACGACUUUGUUCCGUUUGGGGGAUGGACAUUUCCAACAGCGAAGCAGUUCGAUAUGAUGGUUUCACCUUGUGGAAUCGAGAUGGACAGAGACAUCUACAACACAUCAUCGGCAACGGUCGCUGA
Molecule: messenger RNA, 285 nt
Organism: Ostertagia ostertagi
Lineage: Eukaryota; Metazoa; Nematoda; Chromadorea; Rhabditida; Trichostrongylidae
Source: the annotation of a GenBank genome assembly